CCGCGGGGUCUCUCCGCCUUCCCCGCGCGCCCCGCGGCGCCGAGGGGGCGGAGCCCGAGACCCGCCGCGCCUGCGUGCUGUGCGUUCCCCGGGAGCAGCAGCUGCUGCCCCUGCCGCUGCUGCUGCCGCCGCCGCCGUCGCUGCCGCCGCCGCCGCCGCCGCUGCCGCGACCUCCACGUUCGGGAGUAGAAUUCGGAAUCCCUGCGCCCGGCUAACAAUGAAGCAGAGUUCCAACGUGCCGGCUUUCCUCAGCAAGCUGUGGACGCUGGUGGAGGAAACCCACACCAACGAGUUCAUCACCUGGAGCCAGAAUGGACAGAGUUUUCUGGUCUUGGAUGAGCAAAGAUUUGCAAAGGAAAUUCUUCCCAAGUACUUCAAGCACAAUAACAUGGCAAGCUUUGUGAGACAACUAAAUAUGUAUGGCUUCCGUAAAGUAGUACACAUUGAAUCUGGAAUUGUCAAACAGGAAAGAGAUGGCCCUGUUGAGUUUCAACAUCCUUAUUUCAAACAAGGCCAGGAUGACUUGCUGGAGAACAUUAAAAGGAAGGUUUCAUCUUCAAAACCAGAGGAAAAUAAAAUUCGUCAGGAAGAUUUAACAAAAAUUAUUAGUAGUGCUCAGAAGGUUCAAAUAAAACAAGAAACUAUUGAGUCCAGGCUUUCAGAAUUAAAAAGUGAGAAUGAGUCGCUUUGGAAGGAGGUGUCAGAAUUAAGAGCUAAGCAUGCACAGCAGCAACAAGUUAUUCGAAAGAUUGUCCAGUUUAUUGUUACAUUGGUUCAGAAUAAUCAACUUGUGAGUUUAAAACGUAAAAGGCCUCUACUUCUAAACACAAAUGGAGCCCCAAAGAAGAAUCUAUAUCAGCAUAUAGUCAAAGAACCAACUGAUAAUCACCAUCAUAAAGUUCCACACAGCAGGACUGAAGGGUUAAAGUCAAGAGAACGGAUUUCAGAUGACAUAAUUAUUUAUGAUGUUACUGAUGAUAAUGUGGAUGAAGAAAAUAUUCCAGUUAUUCCAGAAACAAAUGAGGAUGUUGUCGUUGAUCCCUCCAACCAGUAUCCUGACAUUGUCAUUGUUGAAGAUGACAAUGAGGAUGAGUAUGCUCCUGUCAUUCAGAGUGGAGAGCAGAGUGAACCAGCUAGAGAAUCCUUACGUGUGGGGAGUGCUGGUGGCGGCAGCCCUCUCAUGUCGAGUGCUGUCCAGCUAAACGGCUCCUCCAACCUGACCUCAGAAGACCCUGUGACCAUGAUGGACUCCAUUCUGAAUGACAACAUUAACCUGUUAGGAAAGGUUGAGCUGCUGGAUUACCUUGACAGUAUUGACUGCAGCUUAGAGGACUUCCAAGCCAUGCUCUCAGGAAGGCAGUUUAGCAUAGACCCAGAUCUCCUGGUUGAUACACGGACUCCUUUCUGUAAAGACCACAGCUGUCGUAGAGGUGUCCUUGGCUCUCUUUCCAUUUCAUUCCCCUCCUAUUUUAUAUCACCCACUGGCCACUGAAGAGGAACAGAGCAGACUCACUUUGCUUUUCUUAUCUCAUCAUCAGGUACUAUUUUUCAAAAUAAUAUUGACACACCACCCUGAUUUUGUAUUUUCACUUUUCUCAUCUAAGACUUACAUCACCCAUGAAUUAGAUUGAAGUGUCAUAAAAUUUAAAAUCUAGCCCUGGCUUACCUUAUUCUCUGAAAUGAUAAAAAUGCUCAAGACAUAAACCAAGUGCAUUGAGAAUUCUGGCUGCACUUUAUAAUGGUCAGGUCUCCCUGUAUCAGGGUGGAGUCAGCAGGAGGGCAUCGGGCCUUAGAACUUAUGUUACAUCAGUUCCUUAUAUGUGAAUUGGUUGUGUACGUUAUGUCCCAACUACCUUCUGGGAGUAUGUAAGACAUGCUCCCAAGUCUGAAUAGGAU
Messenger RNA from Mastomys coucha (southern multimammate mouse), 1896 nucleotides. Its product is annotated as heat shock factor protein 2. NCBI's taxonomy places the organism in Eukaryota, Metazoa, Chordata, Mammalia, Rodentia, Muridae. The record is from RefSeq and is a predicted model, not a curated record. Gene Ontology annotation, molecular function: sequence-specific DNA binding; DNA-binding transcription factor activity. The transcript has 11 exons. The coding region runs from base 218 to 1492 and encodes 424 amino acids. Gene Ontology annotation, biological process: regulation of DNA-templated transcription.